AUGAGCCGAUACGGAAAAUGGGACGACUUCUGUCGGGAUAGUGGUAGUGGGUAUGCGACAAUUCCUGUAUGCAACCUAUUUGAGCAGGCGCGUGCAAGAGGUGGAUCUGCACCGUACUUUGACGGCUGCGAACUUGAGGGCAUAUCGCUGGGAGGAGACCGACAUCUUGCAAAUCUAGGGUCAAUACUGAUCGCAGGCAUUGCGAUUUUGGCGUCGUUCUUCCUGCUAUGGAAGUCGGAACGGAAAAAGGCUGCUGUGGGCAGAAGAGAAAUGCAAAUCUUCCUCAUCGGCUACAUAAUAAUCGAGAUCUGCGAGAUAUUCACAGUCGGCGGCUUCCCACUCAACGGUGCUGUACGGAGGGUCUUUUCCGCAGUUCAUAUAGCCGCAGUGGUCGCUACUCUCUGGAUCCUGAUGAUGAAUGGCGCAGUCGGAUAUCAACUCAUUGACGACGGCACGCCUCUCUCAAUUGCCCUGAUCUUUGGCUCCGCUGCCGCGCUCUUCGUUGGCACAGGAUACAUCGCACUUGAUACUGCAUUCAGCUGGACAGGCUACUUUGAUGACACGCUCCCGGCACCGAACCAAGCGUACGCACUAUACACGUUGUAUCAGCUAGUACCUCUUGUCUUCUUGGUGGUGUACUUCAUCCUGGAGAGUGUAUUGGUGCUGAAGGUUCUCGGGGAGGUUCGACCAAUGUACUUCCUCGUUGGCGCCGCGGUGCUUUUCGCAAUCGGCCAAAUCUUCCAAUACGUGAUCAGUGUUCACAUCUGCAAUGGCACGAAUGGCGCGAUCAACGGCGGCCUGUUCGAGACUCUUUUCACAUUACUGGCGGUUAUCACAAUUUGGUUCUUCUGGUCUAGCAUAACGGAGGACGACUGGCCCAUGCCACCAUCGACAGGCAGCACGUACACGUAG
Ramularia collo-cygni is the source of this 912-nucleotide messenger RNA. RefSeq names its product related to export control protein CHS7. The record is from RefSeq and is a predicted model, not a curated record. Gene Ontology annotation, biological process: protein folding. The transcript is spliced from 5 exons. The coding region runs from base 1 to 912 and encodes 303 amino acids. NCBI's taxonomy places the organism in Eukaryota, Fungi, Ascomycota, Dothideomycetes, Mycosphaerellales, Mycosphaerellaceae. Gene Ontology annotation, cellular component: endoplasmic reticulum membrane.